AUGUUCCAAGAUAUAACGACCCUGUUGCUGGAUCACACGACAUUCCAGGAUACGGUUGAUAUCUUUGUUGAUCGUUACAGGAACAUGGACGCUGGUAUAGCUAUUGAGAUUGAAGCUAGGGGUUUCAUGUUUGGUCCCUCGAUUGCUUUAGCCAUCGGAGCAAAAUUUGUCCCUUUUCGGAAGCCCAGAAAGCUGCCCGGAAUCCGGACUGAAUGCCAUACAGGUAAAGUGAUAUGCGAAGAAUACGAGCUGGAGUAUGGAACAGACUGCCUGGAGAUGCAGGUAGAUGCUGUGCAGCAAGGGGAUCGUGCAUUGAUAGUCGAUGAUCUGGUCGCUACAGGUGGAACACUAUCAGCAGCGAUACGACUCUUGGAAUGUAUGGGGGCUCAAGUUGUAGAAUGUGGAUGUGUGGUUGGGUUGCCUGAAGUCAAGGGGCAGUGUAGGCUGAACGGAAAACCAGUUUACAUCCUGGUGGAGCCUCGAGAAAUAGACAAUUGUCACCGAGCAGAUAUCUCCUCUGGGAUUUUGAAUGUGCCAUGCUCUGGCUGGCUUGCAGAACGAGGAAAGCAGCAACAUGAGAUGAAAGCUUGAGCAACUGUGAAUGUUCAUCUGUGCUGUUUUCUCCACUCUCACACCUAUGCGUUUCCCUGUUAAAAUUCAGGGCUUGCCGUAUGUAUGUUCAAUGGUAGCUUUGUGUAGUAGUGAUCUUUCCUCUCUGUUCUUGUGGGGGGUUUCUUCUUGGUGUAUUGCUGGUUGUCUUUAGGCCCUGUGUUGUAACUCAAGAGAAUGAACAGUUUAGGAAAGAAGAUGCUUGGCAUAGAUGAAAGACAGGAGAGCUGUACUUAGCCAGCUAGCUAGCUUGCUGUUGGUUACUCGGUGAUGUACCAUUCAUUCAUUUGUGUUGUAGCCUGAAUCUCAACCCUUUCCCCAAACCAAAGGGUUUGUAUACGAAUUAGGCUACGGUGUUGAUG
Linum tenue is the source of this 971-nucleotide messenger RNA. NCBI's taxonomy places the organism in Eukaryota, Viridiplantae, Streptophyta, Magnoliopsida, Malpighiales, Linaceae. The record is from the annotation of a GenBank genome assembly.